GGUAGUUGAUGGAGAAGGUGGUGUAUGCAUUAUCCGGCGCAACGGCUGUGAGCGCAUGCGUUGCUGCAUGGGCCGUGUAUAAGUGGGUGUGCACCCGGUCAGCACUGCGGGCAUACACGCACGUGUACACUGAUGCCAGGGAGGUACAGCGUUACCUGGAACACCAUUAUGGCAGCCUGGCUGACCUGUCGGAGCUGAAAGAUAUUGUUCCAGAAGAGGCAGUGGACUACCAGCGGCGGCUGGCUGACUUCUGUGGGGUGGCAUGUGAACGAUGGCAGGUGGCCAAGGACCGCGUGCUGGAUGUGGGUUGCGGCCCUGGUGGCUUGUCGUUCCAUCUCAGCCGCCACUUCCGCCAAGUCAUUGGCACCGACAUCAGCUAUGAGAUGAUCACUGCGGCACAGACGCUCAAGCAAUUUGGCGAGUUUGCUGUGUCGUUCCCCAGUGAGGGUGGCAACCACGUGUCGUUCCACAGCAUUAGGGUCCCGGAUGACUCAUCCAGGGAACGAGUGGAGUUCUGGGAUGAGGACGCCUGUGCUCUGGCAUACACCUGCGGCACCUUUGAUUGUGUUGUUGCCUCAAAUGUCCUCACUGUCAUGUAUGACCCUAAGUCGUUCCUGCAGGAUAUUCACCGCUAUGUGACUAAUGGAGGACUGCUGGUGGUCGGUGAUGCAUAUGACUGGAAAAGCGGUCCAGAGGUGCUGCUCGGAGGCUGGGGGGAGAUGAUGACUCCGACGCUAUUGAGGAACAUUUUGGAAUCAUCAUGGUCAUUGGUGGAGGAAACAAGCAUGGCAUAUUAUGUUCCAAGGUGUCGGAGGCUCGCCAUAAUCGGCAAUGCUCACUUCACCAUCUGGAAGAAGAAGCAAGAUGAUGACUCCCAAGACUGAACAAUCAAGCACUCUGACUGCCUCUAGCAAGCUGUAGAUACAAGGACCUAGAGCUGUUCUCUAUUCCCAUCCCCAGGCUCUCAUUGACCCCUAUGGAUUUAACUCUCUUCCCCAAUAAAUUCCACAGAAAUUAUAAUGACAUGAAUUGCCAUACCUUAACCUUUUCUGUGUUGGUCCCAUUUUAUCACAGCUUUGAAGUCAAUGUUGGUCCCAUAAUAUGACGUCAUGAGCUCAUCUCACUCAGAUAUGCUGUGAGCAGUAAAUUUAGGCCUAGAUAUGAGAAAAAUGGUUUAUGCAGUAAGUGUGCACCAUAUGAAAAAAAUCCUGCAGCACACAGUGCAUAAUGAGAAAAUAAAUGCGACUGUUUUUAGUUUAAAAUUGCAACUUUGAGGUGUAUUUUCAUAUGGAUUUUUGGUUGUAUUCUCGAUUUCUUGGUCUCAUUUGACAGAAUCGAAGAUAUUUUACAGAAAUAGAGAUGAUUUUGAUUACUUUCAGGAGUGAAAGUGGCUUGAAAUUGGGGUCAAAAUAACAGAAAUGUUAUAUUUUUGCCAAUAUUGCAAAGUACACAACUGAUGUCACUUGUCCAAUAUACAUCCAAACGGCCAGUCUAAUGUGCAUUUAGGAAUGCAUUAAUAUUAUUUAUGCAAUUAUUACAAUAAUGCAGUAGUCUGCAUAACAGUAAAUCUUUUAUUUUUGUGUGUGAAUAAAAAUUGAAAAUGAAAAGCAAGUGUAAUAUAAGAGGCUCUGAGAUGUGACUGAGGAACAAAGGAAAUGUUUAUUUAGUACCAGGAAUGUCUACAUUAUUGGUUUUCUAAUUGGCAAUUGUUGAAUUUUGUAUGAAAUUGGCCAAAUUUCCUAUUUCUGAACACCAUUGGAUAGUUGAAAUAGAUAAAUGGGCAGUUUCUUGUACUCAGUUAAUAGAAUAGAAUGAAUACUAGCAAAAUAGCUAUGAGUUUGACAGACUGGAACUAUGGAAUUGGCCAAAAAUAGAGUGCAAAGUGGGCAGAAUUGCUGAUGCAUAAAUAUCAUUGAGACCACUAACUUCGCAAGAGCAUAAUUGCAUAAGUUUUCCAUAAAAUUUUGUACUUUUGGUUUCAUUACUUUUGGAAAAAGAUUCUCUGUCAUUUCAUAAGAUAAUUUUUUUUUUAAUUCUUCAUCUCUGGGAGCAGCUUGAGAGCUUGGAUCUGGACGCUGAAAGGGUUAAGAAACCAGCAUAACAAAAAAUUUCCCAAAGCGACUAGAAGAAACGCAUUAACCAUCAUUCAGUUACUGACUCUCGUGGGUAAGGAGUGUGCCAGCGAUGCAGUUCUGAUGACACCCUGACCUCAUAAACGAUUGUACCAGUACAAAUGCCCAGGUGGAACAAACUAUUAAUGCUGUGGAUGGAAUACUUCAGGAACAGCACAGCAACACUGCUAUACAAUACAAAACCAACUCAUCUUUACAGGGCCUGAAAUCACAGUUUAAAUCUACUUAGUAAUCUUUAUUUUAGCAUGGUACAAUGUACAGGAAUGGGUGACAUUCAGGUGUGCAUGCAGAAAACCUAUAGUUGGCCUAUAGGCAAACUAUAGGCCUAUCUAAAUUUAGACUAAAAGGUUGAUAAUGAGCUCUUGUAUAUACAGUGGACCCCCGAGUUUCGUGAUUAAUCUGUUCCAGAGAGUCUGCCGACUGGCGAAAUUCAUGAUUUGUGAAUCUAUUUUCCCCUUUCAGACAGCCAAAAAUAUUAACAAAAGAUAAUUUUUUGAAAGAUUAAAUAUAGAUUUACAUACAGUAAACAAUGACAAAUAAACAUAAAGCACUAAUAAAAUGGAUAAAUGAACAUUUAACAUCACACUUAACCUUUAUUGAUUCUUGUUGGUGUAGGAGGUAGGUAGGAGGCAAGAGGAAGACGAGUUUAUUAUGCUUCAAUAUGAUGCUAAUAUCUAUCACAAUUUUAUCUGUCACAAUUCGUCUAUCACAAUUCAUCUAAUGUGACAUUAUAAACAAUAUUAAUAAUAUAGAAACAUGAUAUAUACUCUAGAAUGAAUAAAAUAUGUCAUAAUGUAUUAUUUUUAUAUUAUAUAUUACCACAUUGGCCGAUUCCCACCAAGGCAGGGUGGCCCGAAAAAGAAAAACUUUCACCAUCAUUCACUCCAUCACUGUCUUGCCAGAAGGGUGCUUUACACUACAGUUUUUUAAACUGCAACAUUAACACCCCUCCUUCAGAGUGCAGGCACUGUACUUCCCAUCUCCAGGACUCAAGUCCGGCCUGCCGGUUUCCCUGAAUCCCUUCAUAAAUGUUACCUUGCUCACACUCCAACAGCACGUCAAGUAUUAAAAACCAUUUGUCUCCAUUCACUCCUAUCAAACAUGCUUGCGCAUGCCCGCUGGAAGUCCAAGCCCUUCGCACACAAAACCUCCUUUACCCCCUCCCUCCAACCUUUCCUAGGCCGACCCCUACCCCACCUUCCUUCCACUACAGACUGAUACACUCUUGAAGUCAUUCUGUUUCACUCCAUUCUCUCUACAUGUCUGAACUACCUCAACAACCCUUCCUCAGCCCUCUGGACAACGGUUUUGGCAAUCCUGCACCUCCUCCUAACUUCCAAACUAUGAAUUCUCUGCAUAAUAUUCACACCACACAUUGCCCUCAGACAUGACAUCUCCACUGCCUCCAGCCUUCUCCUCGCUGCAACAUUCAUCACCCAUGCUUCACAACCAUAUAAGAGCGUUGGUAAAACUGUACUCUCAUACAUUCCCCUCUUUGCCUCCAAGGACAAAGUUCUUUGUCUCCAAAGACUCCUAAGUGCACCGGUCACCCUUUUCCCCUCAUCAGUUCUAUGAUUCACCUCAUCUUUCAUAGACCCAUCUGCUGACAUGUCCAUUCCCAAAUAUCUGAAUACAUUAACCUCCUCCAUACUCUCUCCCUCCAAUCUGAUAUCCAAUCUUUCAUCACCUAAUCUUUUUGUUAUCCUCAUAACCUUACUCUUUCCUGUAUUCACUUUUAAUUUUCUUCUUUUACAUACCCUACCAAAUAACAAAUAACAAGUGUUGUUGUUGGGUUUAACCCUUUCAGGGUCCAUCCCAUAGAUCUACGGCUUUACGUUCAGGGUCCAAACCGUAGAUCUACGCCAAAAUUCUAGCGGCGUCAAAUUUAGCACGAGAAGGCUGGUAAGCCUACAUCUGAGAGAAUGGGUCUGGGUGGUCAGUGUGCACACCAUAGAAAAAAUCUGGAUGCCCGCAUGGCAUUGUGGGAACGCCGGCAAAGUAGCUUUGUUCAUAAUGCCUGGCGGCAAGAUGCUCUCACUCCCCAGUCACUCUCAGGGCGAAUUCUGACUCUCCUCUUCACAACUUACAGUUCUAAGACUGAUGGAAGUGGAGCUGAAGACGAAUUCUGUGGUUUUGAACCAUAUGGUACCAUUGUGCAAUAUGGUACAAUGGUACCAUAUGGUACAAUGGUGCCAUGUCAUACAAUGGUAUAUGGUACAAUGGUAUAUGGUACAAUGGUACCAUAUGGUAAAAUGUACCAUAUAGUACAUUGUACCAUAUGGUACAUUAUACCAUAUGGUACAGGGUACAGGGACCCUAAUGGAAAUAAGUCUGUCUGACUGUUUUGGGUUAUCAAAGGUUCUCCAAACAUAUGCUGCUAAGUAUGAUAAUCUAUGUAACUUUAUUUGUGUAUAACUAAAUAAACUUACUUAUGAUGCCACAUGCACUUGAGUAAGUUUAUUAAGGUGUACAGAAAUACAAUUACAUAGAUUAUCAUACAUACAUACAUACGUAUAAAAUCUUAGGAUAACCCAAAAAAGUCAAGGUGACUUAUUUCAAUAUUUAUCCCUGUAUCUGUACCAUGUGGUGUCCUGUGCUGUAUGGUACCCUGUACCAUAUGGUACCCUGUGUCAUAUGGUACCCUGUGCCAUGUGGUUCCCUGUACCAUAUGGUACCCUGUACCAUAUGGUACCCUGUACCAUAUGGUACCCUGUACCAUAUAGUACAAUGUACCAUAUGGUACCCUGUAACAUAUGAUACCGUGUACCAUAUAGUUAAUAGGUGUUGGUGGCAUGAGACACCAGCCAAGACUGAGUGAGUGGCGACACAAGCUAGCUACUGACUCCUCAGUUUCCCAGACAAAGUGCUUUGUCAUCCACCUCAAGGAACAUAUCAAGAUCCUGUACACUUGUAAAUGUACAAUAGAACAUUACUAAUAUACAACAUUUUUGCAUAUUUUUGUUGUAAACAAUUAUUGUAAACAAAAUAAUAAUGAAAAUAUUAUUUAUUUAUUUAUUUUAUUUAUUUAAAAAUUUGUGCACACAUACAGAGGUACAAAAAAUACAGAAAAGAGCAGUAUGCCAAAGCCACUUAUACUAUGCAUAGCAUUACGGGCUGGCUUAAAAUUAACUUAAGAUGAACUAAGCAAUGAUGACAUCGGUGAUAAAACUUUAAUGUAAACAGAUUACUAUAAAGCACAAGUGAGUAUUACAAAGACAGGUCAUAUGGUUGUAUGCAUUGUUGUACAUU
Cherax quadricarinatus is the source of this 5381-nucleotide messenger RNA. Lineage: Eukaryota; Metazoa; Arthropoda; Malacostraca; Decapoda; Parastacidae. The record is from RefSeq and is a predicted model, not a curated record.